Messenger RNA from Scaptodrosophila lebanonensis, 9803 nucleotides. It is a transcript of the gene Itpr, whose product is annotated as inositol 1,4,5-trisphosphate receptor. Gene Ontology annotation, molecular function: inositol 1,4,5 trisphosphate binding; inositol 1,4,5-trisphosphate-gated calcium channel activity. Lineage: Eukaryota; Metazoa; Arthropoda; Insecta; Diptera; Drosophilidae. Gene Ontology annotation, biological process: calcium ion transmembrane transport. The record is from RefSeq and is a predicted model, not a curated record. The transcript is spliced from 21 exons. Bases 379 to 8919 code for a protein of 2846 amino acids. Gene Ontology annotation, cellular component: endoplasmic reticulum; membrane.
GAAUGCUAACGGGCUUGGAAAAUAUAUUUUCAUAUUAAAUAGGCGAGAAAUUUGUGCUUGAAAAUAUCGCCCACUUGUGGAUUUGUGUGUGUUUACCAAGCUUGGCCAAAAAUAUGACGGCUACAUGAAUGUGUAGAGUGUUAACAAUCCAGAUUGUGGUCGAUUGUGUAAUAUACUUUGAGCUAGCAAAUUAUGCAAACAUUAAUCAUACGAUAGACAGACAUAACUGGAAGGACAAAUCAUUGCUAUUAACUCGUGUAACCGGCAACAAACAAUACCAGAGGCUGCCACACGGACACACGUGAUAAACCCGCAAGCGUACACCCCCUUCCCCCACCCCCACACUCGCCACCCACGCAGCUCCAACACAUUGCAAACAUGGGCGACAACAUAAUUGGCUCGGCGAGCUUCCUGCACUUGGGCGACAUUGUUUCGCUGUAUGCGGAGGGCAGUGUGUGCGGAUUCUUGAGCACACUCGGUCUCGUCGAUGAUCGCACAGUUGUUUGUCCCGAGGCGGGCGACUUGAGUUAUCCACCGAAAAAGUUUCGAGAUUGCCUAAUCAAAAUAUGUCCCAUGAAUCGCUACUCCGCUCAAAAGCAAUUUUGGAAGGCGGCCAAGCAAUCCGCAAGCUCAAAUACAGAUCCAACGCUGCUCAAGCGCUUGCACCAUGCCGCCGAGAUAGAGAAAAAACAAAAUGAGACGGAGAAUAAGAAACUGCUCGGGAACUCCAUACAAUAUGGACGGGUUGUGGUGCAGCUUCUGCACUUAAAAUCCAACAAAUACUUGACUGUCAACAAACGACUGCCCUCGCUGCUGGAGAAGAAUGCUAUGCGGGUGUAUCUGGAUGCCAAUGGCAACGAGGGCUCGUGGUUCUACAUUAAGCCAUUCUACAAGCUGCGCUCCAUAGGCGAUUAUGUGGUCGUUGGGGACAAAGUUAUACUCAGUCCGGUGAAUGCUGAGCAACAGAACUUGCAUGUGGCGGCCAACUAUGAGCUACCCGAUAAUCCAGGUUGCAAAGAGGUCAACGUACUUAACUCCUCGACGUCUAGCUGGAAGAUAUCGCUGUUCAUGGAGCACAAGGAAAAUCAGGAGCAUAUACUGAAGGGUGGUGACGUAGUGCGUUUAUUCCAUGCCGAGCAGGAGAAGUUCCUCACCAUGGACGAAUACAAGAAGCAAUACCAUGUCUUUCUACGCACCACGGGCCGAACAAGCGCAACAGCAGCUACGAGCAGCAAAGCGCUUUGGGAGAUUGAGGUUGUGCAGCACGAUUCGUGUCGAGGUGGUGCCGGUGAUUGGAAUUCGCUUUAUCGCUUUAAACACCUUGCCACUGGUCACUACUUGGCUGCCGAGGAGGAGACAGAUACUGGAGGAACUGUGGCUGCCAAUGCGCAUGAGCCUUUGCUAGCGGAUUGCUCCAAGGAUUCGGGCUUGGGCAUGAAUUCUCUCAGCUCCACCAUGAAUGUUUCUUCAGAAAAACAGAAGAGUAAACAAUAUCGCCUGGUCUCGGUGCCAUACUCUGCGGACAUUGCUUCGGUUUUUGUGCUAGAUGCCACAACAAUGGCGAGAGCCGACAGCCUAGUGCCUCAGUCGAGCUACGUCCGUCUGCAGCACAUAUGCUCUAAUACUUGGGUGCAUGCCACAUCCAUACCCAUCGACGCGGACGAUGACAAGCCGGUUAUGUCAAAGGUCUGCUGUUCUCCCCUCAAAGAGGAUAAGGAAGCGUUUGCGCUAAUACCCGUCUCGCCGGUGGAAGUGCGCGAUCUGGACUUUGCCAAUGAUGCCUGCAAAGUGCUGGCCACUGUGACAAGCAAACUGGACAAUGGCAGUAUAUCGAUCAAUGAACGUCGCGCACUAAUUUCACUCCUUCAGGACAUUGUUUACUUCAUAGCGGGCAUGGAGAAUGAACAGAAUAAGACUAAGGCACUCGAGUUUACCAUUAAGAACCCCAUACGGGAUCGUCAGAAGCUGCUUCGGGAGCAGUACAUACUAAAGCAAUUGUUUAAGAUACUGCAAGGUCCGUUCCAGGAACACACUGCGGGCGACGGUCCAUUUCUGCGAUUAGAUGAAUUGAGCGAUCCGAAAAACAGUCCCUACAAGAAUAUAUUUCGCUUGUGCUAUCGCAUUUUGCGUCUCUCCCAGCAAGACUACCGCAAAAACCAGGAAUAUAUAGCCAAACACUUCGGCUUGAUGCAGAAACAAAUAGGCUAUGAUAUAUUGGCAGAAGAUACCAUCACCGCACUGCUCCACAACAAUCGCAAACUUCUGGAGAAGCACAUAACUGCGGCUGAGAUAGAGACCUUUGUGGGUCUGGUGCGCAAGAACAUGCACAAUUGGGACUCACGCUUUCUCGACUACCUGUCAGAUUUGUGUGUUUCGAAUCGCAAGGCGAUUGCAGUCACUCAGGAACUUAUUUGCAAGAGCGUUUUGAGCGAUAAAAAUGCUGAUAUUUUGAUAGAUACGCAGAUAAAGGCACUGAAAGGCGGAGCUCUUGUACGUCCCUAUAAGGGCUUGGAUGACCAAAGUCUAGGCACCCUCACCGAAGUCGCUGGUGAUGAAGAUGACAAAUCGGAUGUACAAUCCACUUCGACCACCACCACUUGGGACAGCUCAAGUGUGACUGAUGAGGAAACCACCCUGGGAGAGAAAUACGAGAUACAUUUGCAAUGGAAGGACCAACCGAAUUCACGCUCCAUGGCCGAUCUGGCCGAUCGUGCGGCAGCUGGCUGUGAACAGGAAGCAGCCAUACUUAACUAUUAUAGGCAUCAACUUAAUUUGUUCUCCAACAUGUGCCUAAAUCGUCAGUACCUGGCACUCAACAUACUGUCGCCACAGUUGGAUAUUGAUCUGAUAUUAAAAUGCAUGUCUGAUGAAACAAUGCCGUAUGAGCUGCGCGCCUCCUUUUGUCGCCUGAUGUUGCACUUGCAUGUGGAUCGUGAUCCCCAGGAACCCGUAACGCCUGUCAAGUAUGCGCGUCUUUGGAGUGAGAUACCCUCAAAAAUGUCAAUUAUGGACUACGAUGGCAAGAAUCAGCAACCGGAUCAGAAUAAGCAGGCCUGUCGAGCCAAAUUUAAUACCACCAUUGCAUUUGUGGAAAACUAUUUGUGCAACGUGGCGACAAAAGUCUGGCUCUUCACGGAUCAGGAGCAAAUUAAACUUACAUUUGAGGUGGUCAAGUUGGCGAGAGACUUAAUAUACUUUGGAUUCUACAGCUUUAGUGAUCUCCUGCGUUUAACAAAGACGCUGCUCUCCAUACUGGACUGCGUAUCAGAGUCGGCGACGGGUGGUGCUUUUGUCAACACGGAUAUUGUCUCCGAGGGCGGUGUUUUGCGUUCCAUUGGCGAUAUGAACACUGUAAUGACGUCUCUCGCUCUAGGAUCCGUGGGUCAAACAAUUGCAGCGCCCAGCAUAUCGUUGCAGCAGCGCAAAUCGGUUUCCCAGCUACUGAAGGAAUACCCUCUGGUUAUGGACACCAAAUUGAAAAUAAUCGAAAUUCUACAAUUCAUACUUGACGUGCGUUUGGAUUAUAGAAUCAGUUGCCUCCUAUCGAUAUUCAAGCGUGAAUUUGACGAGUCUGACGCGCAAAGUCCAAGUGGUGCCAGCAGCGCCACCGGUGGCAGUACGCCCGCUCCCGGCUCGACUACAGUCGGCUCCGAGGUGGGCAGCGACGAUGCAGCCGCUGUUGAAUCAAUGGCGGCGGCAGCAGCGGCGGCUGCGGCAACCGCCGCUCGUCAGAAGAAUAUCGAUCUGGAGUCAAUUGGCGUGCAGGCCGAAGGCAUCUUCGAUUGCGAGCGAAGCGAUGCAGCCAACCUGGACCUUGAUGGACAGGGUGGACGCACCUUUUUGCGAGUGCUCCUGCACUUGAUUAUGCAUGACUAUGCCCCGCUGGUCUCGGGUGCUUUGCAUUUGCUUUUCAGGCAUUUCAGUCAACGGCAGGAAGUACUGCAGGCUUUUAGGCAGGUGCAACUGCUCGUAUCUGAUAGUGAUGUGGAAUCGUAUAAACAAAUCAAAUCCGACUUGGACAUUCUGCGCCAAAGCGUCGAGAAAUCCGAGCUGUGGGUCUACAAGGCCAAAGCCACAGACGAGCUGGGGGGCACAGAUAAUGCCGGAGAUACCGCAAACUUGGAAUACGGUGCCGCCUUAUCGCCCGAACAGCGCAACGAGUACCGCAAGGUCAAGGAAAUUCUUAUGCGCAUGAACAAAUUUUGCGUAACUGCAGGUCCCAUAGUCAGGCCCCGAAAACAUGAACAACGUCUGCUGCGUAACGUGGGGGUCCACACAGUUGUUCUCGACUUACUACAAAAUCCCUACGACGAAAAGGACGAUGUGCUAAUGAAGGAGCUUAUGUGCUUGGCUCAUGAAUUCCUACAAAACUUUUGCCUAGGCAAUCAACAGAAUCAAGUCCUCUUGCACAACCAUUUAGACCUGUUCCUGAAUCCAGGAAUACUUGAGGCGAAGACCGUGUGUGCCAUUUUUAAGGAUAAUCUGGCACUCUGCAAUGAGGUCACUGACAAGGUGGUGCAACAUUUUGUCCACUGCAUUGAGAUACACGGACGUCAUGUGGCCUAUUUGCAGUUUUUGCAAACGAUCGUGAAGGCAGAGAACCAAUUCAUUCGGAAGUGCCAGGACAUGGUCAUGCAGGAGCUCAUCAACGCCGGAGAAGACGUCCUUGUGUUCUACAAUGACAAGACUUCGUUCAACCAUUUUGUGCAAAUGAUGCAGCAGAACAAGCGACAGCCUCUGAGCGACGAUAAUCCACUGAAGUAUCAUGUGGAGCUCGUCAAGUUACUGGCUUGCUGCACCAUGGGAAAGAAUGUUUAUACGGAAAUUAAAUGCAAUAACUUACUCUCGCUAGACGAUAUCCGGACGAUAAUCUGUCAUCCGGACUGCAUAGCUGAAGUAAAGGAAUCUUAUGUGGACUUCCUGAAUCAUUGCUAUAUCGAUACGGAGGUGGAGAUGAAAGAAAUCUAUACAUCGAGUCACAUGUGGACUUUGUUUGAGAAUAGCUUUCUAGUGGACAUCAAUCGGCUGAUUGACAAUGUGGUGGCCAGCACGGAUAAGACACUGUUGAAUUACGUGCUCAAUGGCGUGACCAACAUACUGAGCACCUUCUUCUCAAGUCCAUUUUCCGAUCAGAGCACGAUCGUACAAUCGCGUCAGUUGAUCUUCGUGCAGCUUCUGCAAGCCACCUAUCGUCUUACGCAAUGCAAAUGGCUGUCUCUGGCCGAUCGCUUCAAUGUCGAGAACUGCAUACGCACCCUGACGGAAUCGGCAAAAAUGCGAAGCAUUGCCAUACCCCAGGAUCUGGAGCAGCAGGUCGCCAAUAUGUCCAGUAAGACGGCCAUGCUAACGCGGCAGACCACUAAGUGGCUACUGGCCUCCAAGCAGCCCAAAUACGAGACUCAGCAGUCGGCCAGCUUGAUGCGUUGGGAUCGCUCGAUAAUCGAGGGCUUGCAGGACAUUGUCUCACUGCUGGAAGAUCAGCUGAAACCGGUUGUCGAAGCAGAACUCUCACUGCUCGUCGACAUACUGUAUCGAUCGGAGCUACUCUUUCCCGCUGGCACCGAGGCACGCAAGCGUUGUGAGAGUGGCGGCUUCAUACGCAAGCUGAUAAAGCAUACGGAGAAGUUGCUCGAGGAGAAGGAGGAGAAGAUGUGCGUCAAGGUGUUGCGCACGCUGCGCGAAAUGAUGGCCAUCGAUGUGAAUUACGGCGAAAAGGGUGAUGCUUUGCGUCAGACACUGCUGCUUCGCUAUUUCCAAUGCAAGAGCUCCACGUCCUCCUCCCCAACAUUGACACAUGGAGUCGGAGCGCUUCGUUCUUUGGAAGGUGUGGCAGCCGCGGCAGCUGCCGGUGUAGCCGGCAGUGGCUCGGCAACGGCCACAGCGGAGCAGCAGAAGCAGGUGCAUCUCGUCACCCAUGGUCCGGGUGCCAAGUAUUUACAACGUGCUGGCAAAACGCUCCAUGAGGUGCAAAAUCACUUGGAUCGGGAGGGCGCCUCCGAUUUGGUGGUGGAACUGGUAAUCAAGUCUGUGCAUUCCCCCAAUAUAUUUGUGGAGGCUGUGGAGCUGGGCAUUGCUCUGCUCGAGGGCGGCAACCCCAUCAUACAGAAGGGCAUGUUCCAAAAGUUCCUCAGCGAUGAUCUAAAUCAGGCCUUUUUCAAGGUGUUCUUUGAGAAAAUGAAGGAUGCCCAGCAGGAAAUCAAAUCUACGGUAUCCGUUAAUACGACCGAUAUUGCAGCCAAGGCUCAUGAGAAUAAGCAGGAUGUCAAUUUGGAACUGGACAAAAUAUCGCGCAAGCAUGGACUGAAGAGCAAUGGAGUGAUUAUUACGGAUGAACUGAAGCGGGAGCUCCAUAAUGCGGGUCUCGAAACCGCACGAGCCUAUGGGAAUGCACGUAACAUUCACUCCGGCGAGGAGAGUUCAGCUGUUAGCGUAAACAGUCCCCUGGAAGAUAUACUAGCCGAGAAGCUGGAGAAGCACAAGGAUAGCAAAGAGGAUCGCAAUAAGCUAUCCAAUAAAGUUCUGGUCAUGCAGCCAAUUUUGCGCUUCCUGCAACUACUCUGCGAGAAUCACAAUCCCGACCUGCAAAAUCUCUUACGCAAUCAAAACAAUAAGACCAACAACAACUUGGUGUCGGAAACUCUGAUGUUUCUCGAUUGCAUUUGUGGUUCCACCACCGGCGGCUUAGGCUUGCUUGGCCUCUACAUCAAUGAGAACAAUGUGGCGCUCAUUAAUCAAACCCUUGAAACACUCACGGAGUACUGUCAAGGACCCUGUCAUGAGAAUCAAAACUGCAUAGCGACGCACGAAUCAAAUGGUCUGGACAUUAUAACCGCCCUGAUUCUCAAUAACAUAAAUCCGCUGGGUGAGAACCGCAUGGAUCUGGUACUGGAGCUUAAGAACAAUGCCUCCAAGCUCCUGCUGGCCAUCAUGGAGAGUCGAGGCGACAGCGAAAAUGCCGAACGAAUACUCUACAAUAUGAAUCCGAAGCAACUGGUCGAGGUGGCAUGCAAAGCUUAUCAUCAGGAAGAAAUGAUUGAUGAGAACGAUGAGCCGGAUGAGACGGAUACGACGGACGAUGAUGACGAUGUGUCGGUUAGUCCUCGGGAGGUGGGGCACAACAUUUACAUACUCUGCCAUCAACUGGCACAGCACAAUAAAGAACUCGCCGCACUGCUCAAGGCAUCCGAGGAUCCACAUUCGGCCAGUUUCGAUGCCAAAACGAGUCAGGCUCUGAUGUAUUAUGCCACGCACACGGCUCAGAUUGAGAUCGUUCGCAACGACCGCACAUUGGAGCAAAUUGUAUUUCCCAUACCGGAAAUUUGUGAGUACCUGACGACAGACACGAAAUUCAAAAUACUUAACACUGCAGAGCGGGACGAUCAGGGGUCCAAGGUGGCCGAUUUCUUUGAGAAAGCCGAGGAAAUGUUCAAUGAAAUGAAAUGGCAAAAAAAAUUAAGAAGUCAACCGCUGCUCUUCUGGAUCAGCAGUUACAUGUCGUUAUGGAGCAAUAUACUGUUUAACUGUGUGGUAUUCAUAAACAUGAUUGUGGCAUUCUUUUACCCGUUUGAUAAUUCAGUGCCGGAACUCAGUCCGCAUUUCUCACUUCUCUUUUGGGCCAUUCUUAUAUUUUCGUUGGUCUUUGUAAUCACAUUACCGCGCAAAUCCUGCAUACUUGCUUUAAUCGGGUCCAUAAUAUUUCGUUCCAACUAUUUGCUGGGUCCCCAGUCCACGUUGUGUUUACUGGGAGUUGUCACAGUCGCACUUAAGAGCGUACAUAUUGUGAGCAUUAUGGGGAACAAGGGAACCUUGGAGAAACGUUUCUUAAAGAUUAUCACCGACGUGCAGUUGCUCUACCACUGCAUUUACAUUGCAUUCUGCUUUUGUGGUUUGAUAUUUCAUCCAUUUUUUUACUCCCUAUUGCUCUUCGAUGUAGUGUACCGGGAGGAGACUCUGGUCAAUGUCAUAAGAUCGGUCACACGCAACGGACGCUCUAUCGUUUUAACCGCCGUUCUCGCCUUGAUUCUGGUCUAUCUGUUUUCAAUCAUUGGCUAUAUGUUCUUUAAAGAUGAUUUUCUGGUAUCUGUCGACUAUGAGGAGCAGGAACCGAUCACUCCCCUCCCCAUUACAAUCUCAGUGCCUGCAGGAGAGGGCUAUUGUGAUACACCCGACGAACUCGGCGGCUGUUCGUCCGAUAAUAACGGCAACAACAAGGAGCUUGGAUCAAGUAAUGGCGGCGGUGAGGCAAAGGAACGCUCCUGCGAUUCUCUCAUCAUGUGCAUUGUGACUACUCUAAAUCAGGGUUUACGAAAUGGAGGUGGCAUUGGCGAUAUUUUGCGGGCACCCUCAAGCAAGGAGGGCCUCUUCGCGGCGCGAGUUAUUUAUGAUUUACUGUUCUUCUUCAUUGUCAUUAUUAUCGUCCUGAAUCUAAUUUUCGGUGUCAUUAUUGACACCUUUGCCGAUUUGAGAAGCGAAAAACAGCAAAAGGAGGCAAUUUUGAAGACCACCUGCUUCAUUUGCUCACUAAAUCGGUCAGCGUUUGAUAAUAAGACGGUCAGCUUUGAGGAACACAUCAAGAGCGAACAUAACAUGUGGCACUAUUUGUACUUCAUCGUGUUGGUCAAAGUUAAGGAUCCGACCGAGUUCACUGGACCCGAGAGCUAUGUAUACGCUAUGGUGAAGGCGGUAAUUUUGGACUGGUUCCCACGUUUGCGCGCCAUGUCCCUAGCAGCCGUUGAUGCAGAUGGCGAGCAAAUUGAGCUACGCAGUAUGCAGGCACAGCUCCUGGAGACGCAGUCCUUGGUAAAGAAUCUUUCAGCGCAAUUGCACGAACUUAAGGAUCACAUGACGGAGCAGCGCAAACAGAAGCAACGCUUAGGCUUGCUCAAUACCACGGCAAAUAAUCUAUUGCCCUUUCAAUAGAAAAUGGUUUUUUCAUCCUGAAUGAAUAGUCGAAAUUUUACAAUAUUACAUUCCUUAUAUACAUAUUCCGUAGCUGCUGCACUAUUGACAAAAUUUUCACGGAUUAAUCUUGAAAUCUCAGUAGGAGGUCCCUCUUUAAAACCUGAACAGUCAUAUGAUCCUAAUUCAUUUAGCAGAAAAAAGAAACGAUUCUAAAUAUAACCUUCAAUAUUCCAUAAAAUCGAACAAAUGUCAUUAAAAUGUCUUAACACAAAAAGGAGGGACCGUGUUUUGUAUAUUACAUUAAUAAUAUUUUUGAAUUUGAAUUACAAAAUCUUGCUCAAAAUAGAAAAAAGUCUAACAUGCAAUAUAUGAACCAUUUGACUCGACUAUUUCCGGACAAAUCACACUACAAAUAUAGGAGAACUCACUCAGAGAAUCUAGGGCUGUUAACACAUUUUCACAAUUAAAGCAAGUCUAUUCCAUCCCUUGUUAUAAUUUUGAAUUUCUAUAUCCAGUUUUGCAUUAGUUAGCUGAGGCUUUUCAGUACAUUGCUGCGGAGUUGAUAUUUAAAGGGUAUACCCCCUAGGACAAUUAAAAUUGAGCGCUUAGGAAGCUCGGUAAUAGUCAGCAAUAUACUCGUAUGUACUAUCAUUAUGACUAAAUAAUUUUCUUCACCGUCAUUUGUUACUUAUUUGUUAAUUGUUAAUAAAAAAUAUUAUGUAGGUACAAAUAUUCUCAACGUUUCUAAAACAGCAAUAUAGUUUCCAAUUAAAAAGUAAUACAAUCAAAACUAAUACAUUUGUGUGAUGACCUUUCCUAUUUGCUUUGUUUACUUUUUUUAAGAUAGCAUAUAAUGUAUAUCCUAAGAACAACUAAACUAAGUUUAAGUUAAACUUGAUACU